AUGAUAAACGAUGAGGAACAGAAGGGAUACACAUGGGAGACGGCUUAUGCCGAAGGGUUGAAUAUUCGCGAAGUUCUACAAGAAGAUGAAACGGGUUCUGUAGAGAAGUCUGUCAUGCGGUUAAUCUUGGAAGCGAAGAAAAAAAGGAGACAAGUUGAUCGUCCUGUGAAAGUUCGCCUAGGAAUUAUGAGGUAUGUUUAUAUUAUUAUUGACUGUUCAUCGACUAUGGCUGAGAAAUCGCUUUCAACUACUCAUCUGAAUGUCACUCUAAAGGCACUUGAUCAUUUCGUUGAAAAAUUUUCUGAGGCUAACCCGAUUUCUCAACUUGGAAUUAUAGUUUGUAAAGACAAGCGGACAGAACGCUUAAUUCCGCUCACAGGCAAUGUUCGGUUAGUCAAGGAAGCACUUUCUACACUGACAGAGCUCUCAUGUCGAGGGGAAUUCUCCUUACAGAAUAGCCUCACCUUAGCCAUGAAAAGUCUUAAGGAUUUGCCUGGAUAUGCUAGUCGUGAAGUUAUCGCAAUCAUUUCAAGUUUAUCUACAUGUGACCCUUCAAAUAUUUUUGCAACUUUUGAAGUACUGAAAAGAAGUAACAUUCAAUGCUCAGUAAUUGGUUUGAAUGCUGAAGUCUUUGUGUACAAAAAACUUGCUACAACAACGUCAGGGCGAUACGACGUUGUAUUAGAUAAGUCACAUUUUGAAAUUCUUCUUGGCGAGCACGUCAAUCCUCCGAAGGCUAAAAAAGACUUUGAAACAAGUGUUGUACGGAUGGGAUUUCCUUCAAGACAGAACAUUGAAGACGUAACCUUUUGUUUAUGUCACCAAUCGGAACAACGCGAACCGUUAGGCCGAGGCUUUCUCUGUCCCCAGUGUGGCGCGCGUUAUUGUAGCUUACCCGUCGAAUGUCGUAUUUGCAAGUUGACCCUGAUAUCCGCACCUCAGUUGGCUAGAUCAUUUCUACAUUUGUUACCUCUUGCUGCAUUCAAAGAAAUAGAUUCAAAAGAAGGAGAAACCUGCUUUGGCUGCGAUAGAAUAUUGGACGAAAAAUGCUUUUCGUGCAAAAACUGCGAAUCUGUUUUUUGCUUAGAUUGUGAUCUCCUUUUACAUGAAUCAUUACAAAUAUGCCCCGCUUGCUCUCCAAAGUAA
This is a messenger RNA of Enterobius vermicularis (human pinworm), 1146 nucleotides long. NCBI's taxonomy places the organism in Eukaryota, Metazoa, Nematoda, Chromadorea, Rhabditida, Oxyuridae. The record is from the annotation of a GenBank genome assembly.